AUGGCCGGCCGGGCCGCUUGGUCCGCCUGGUUCUCCCUUCGGCUGCCGCUGAGGCCGGCGGUCCGGUGGAGCUCGGGGCUGCCCCCGGGCCAGGAGGAGGCGGCGUCGGCGAAGGCGAAGGCGAAGGCGGAGGAGAUCCCGGUCGCCGGCUGGAAGCACCGCCAGUCCCGCGGGGAUUACUUCCAGCUGCUGAGGACCUGCAAGGCGCCUCCUCGCGAGGAAGCGCCCGGGGACGAGCCGGCCGCCUCCUUCCUCGACCUGGGCGUGGAGGCCCAGCUGUGCUCCGUCUUGCAAGAGGAGCUGGGCAUCACCCGGCCCAGCCCGGUCCAGAAGCGGGUCAUCCCUCCUCUGCUGGCCGGGGCCAACGCCCUCUGCGCAGGCGAGACGGGCAGCGGGAAGACCCUGGCCUACCUGCUGCCCCUGAUCCAAAGGCUCCUGCGCUUCCGCAGCCUGCCCAGCGGCCUCUCCUCCUCCGUGGUGUCCCCCCACUCCUUGGUGGUGCUCCCUUCUCGGGAGCUGGCAGGGCAGGUGAAGAGUGUGGCCGCCCGGCUGUGCGCUCCCUUGGGCCUGCGGGUGAGGGAGAUCGGGGGCGGCCGGGGCUUGCACAGCGUCCGGCAGAAGAUCCGCGCCGGCCCCACCGACCUCCUGGUGUCCACGCCGGGGAUCCUGAACCACGCCUUGAAGAAGCGGGUGCUGACCUUGGAGAAAGUGCACUGCCUGGUGCUGGAUGAAGUGGACACCUUGCUGGACCCCAGCUUUGUCGACUUGGUGGAAUCUGUGCUUCAGCACGCCCCCCUGGUGGCCAGCGACAAGGAGGUGGUGGACGUCUGGGACCCCAAAACGCAGCUGGUGGCCGUGGGAGCCACCGUCCCGAAGGGGUUGCAGGAGAUGCUGAGCAAGGUCGCUGAUAUCAGAAGCAUCCGUGUCCUGAGCAGUUCUAAUUUGCAUCGUCUCCAGCCUCAUGUAGAGCAGAAAUUCAUACGCGUCAAGGGCAGCGAGAAGGUGACCGAGCUGGUGCAGCUUAUCAAGGAUAGAAAACCCUCCUCUGGAGCAGUCCUGGUUUUCUGUAAGGACACCAGCACCGUCAACUGGCUCAGUUACAUUUUGGAUGACCACAAGAUUAAACACCAACGCCUGCAAGGACACAUGGAAGCAGCCACAAGAGCUAGCAUUUUCAGAGCUUUCCAGAAAGGCACAUUUGAUGUUUUGGUGUGCACUGAUAUUGCUUCCCGGGGGCUGGACACGAUCCACGUAGAGUUCGUGAUCAACUACGAUUUCCCACAAACGCUGCAGGAUUAUUUACACCGGGUGGGGCGAGUUGGCCGAAUAGGCAGCAAGUUCCCUGGGACUGUCAUCAGCUUUGUCACCCACAGGUGGGAUGUGGAUCUGGUCUGGAAAAUCGAAACUGCGGCUCGCAAAAGGACUCCGUUGCCAGGGAUGGAGCCCAUUUUGAGAGUGCCUGUUUGAAGGACCUGAGUUUGAACCAUGGGAAAGUAGACACGUUCAUAGGUUUAUUUUUCUUGAGGAGUGAUAUUUCCAAAAAAAUAAAAUUAAAAAAACAACCUUAGAAUAAAGAAAAUCACCACUUAAAUGGUUGGUGGCAUGGA
Messenger RNA from Pogona vitticeps (central bearded dragon), 1607 nucleotides. Lineage: Eukaryota; Metazoa; Chordata; Lepidosauria; Squamata; Agamidae. The record is from RefSeq and is a predicted model, not a curated record.